Rotaria socialis is the source of this 1497-nucleotide messenger RNA. Lineage: Eukaryota; Metazoa; Rotifera; Eurotatoria; Philodinida; Philodinidae. The record is from the annotation of a GenBank genome assembly.
AUGAAGCAAUCCUUGUUGUUGUAUCUAUUUAUUGUAUUUAAUAUUAUACUAAACUUAGUUCAUAGUCAAAAAACGUACGAACUCUACCAUAAUUUAAUGUCAAAUUACAAUAAAAAUGUUCGCCCAGUAAGAAAUAAUACUGAUCUUGUGAACGUCAAAAUUGGUCUCAAACUAAUACAAAUAGCGGAUGUGGAUGAAAAAAAUCAAUUAAUGCAAACACAUGUGUACGUACUACACGAAUGGCAAGAUGUUAGUCUUAUAUGGUCUCCAGAAGACUAUGAUGGUAUAGAAUAUAUACAAAUGCCUAGUGACUUAAUUUGGAAACCAGAUCUUGUUUUAUACAAUAAUGCUGAUGGUGACUAUCAAAUAACAACAAGAUCAAAAGCACAAAUUCGAUAUGAUGGAAUAGUAAAAUGGAAUCCUCCAAUGGUUUAUAAAUCUUAUUGUUCCAUUGAUAUUCAAUAUUAUCCAUUUGACAUACAAAAUUGUACACUUAAAUUUGGUACAUGGUCAUAUCAUGGUUCUCUUGUUAAUUUACAAUUUUUAACGAAUAACGAAUCUUCUGUUCUUGAACGUGGUUGGGAUCUUGAAGAUUACACUCCAUCGAUUGAAUGGGAAAUUUUAAAUCUUCGAGCAAUUCGUCACGAAAAAAUCUAUGCUUGUUGCGUGGAAGUUUUUCUUGAUUUAACAUUUACAUGUACUGUACAACGAAAACCACUAUUUUACAUAGUUAAUUUAAUAGUACCAUGUGUUAAUAUAUCUGUUCUUGCUGUACUCGUUUUUCUAUUACCAUCCGAUAGCAAAAAGAAAAUAACACUAUCAAUAUCGAUUCUCGUUGCUUUACUUGUAUUUUAUUUACUACUCAUUGAACUUAUUCCACCGACGUCAUUAGUUAUCCCAUUACUUGGUAAAUAUUUAUUGUUUACGAUUGUAAUUGUAAAUUUAUCAAUUAUAAUAACAAUAAUAACACUUAAUGUACAUUUUCGUCGUCAUUCAACUUCGCAUAUGUCACCAUUACUUCGAAAAACGCUUCUAAUUUAUUUACCAAAACUUCUACUUAUGGAACGACCACCUGUACCACCAAGAUAUGUAUAUGUUAAAUCGCAACCCUACGAAAGUAUUGAUAAUCAACGUUCAACAUUUCCAUGGAAAAAUGAUCAACGAAGGCAAAUUGCUAGAAUAACAGCUGAUCAUAUUGCUUACAUUGCAGAGCAAAUCGAAAAUGCUCAAACUGAAAAAGAAAUCGUUGAAGAAUGGCGUUUUAUUGCUUUAAUUUUUGAUCGGCUUUUUCUUAUAAUUUUUGUAUCCGUCAGUCUACUCGGUACACUAACAUCAUUAUUAAAAGCUCCAUCAUUAUAUCAUGCUAGUUCACCCAUCGAUCCAGUGUGUUUUCUAUAUUAUCCACCUAUAAACGAUUCUCAAUGGAUGAAAAAAUGUGGUGCAGAUUAUUUACAGAGUUUAUCAGAUACAUCAUUCAUUGCAAAUAUUCAAUCAUAA